Molecule: messenger RNA, 510 nt
Organism: Soboliphyme baturini
Lineage: Eukaryota; Metazoa; Nematoda; Enoplea; Dioctophymatida; Soboliphymatidae
Source: the annotation of a GenBank genome assembly
AUGGCAGGUAGUCCAGCAAAGCCUAAAGUUUUUAUGGACAUUUCCAUCGGAGGAGAACCGGCCGGUCGCAUAGUUAUUGAGCUUCGCAGCGAUGUCGUUCCGAAGACGGCGGAAAAUUUCCGAGCCCUGUGUACAGGAGAAAAAGGCUUUGGCUACAAAGGCAGCAUUUUUCAUCGAAUUAUUCCAAAUUUUAUGUGCCAGGGUGGAGAUUUCACGAAUUCAAAUGGAACGGGUGGUAAAUCUAUAUAUGGCGCGAAAUUCGAGGACGAAAACUUCCAGCUAACUCAUACCGGUCCAGGCAUUCUGUCUAUGGCAAACGCUGGCCCUAACAGCAACGGGUCGCAGUUCUUCAUUACAACCGUGAAAACUUCUUGGCUGGAUAAGAAACACGUAGUUUUCGGCAGCGUUGUCGAAGGAAUGAAAAUUGUGUCUAUGAUGGAAGCCCAAGGAACGGAUAGCGGAAAGCCAAAAAAACAAGUGAAAAUCACGGAUUGCGGGCAGUGUGCAUGA